AUCUUUCCUUCGCGGAUGCCACUCCCGCUGGGAGGUGCCAUCCAGUACCUGUCUAUGCCUCAGUUAUCCUCUGCCUGCUGCGCUUUCACCAGCCACAGGGUGGCCCUGGCAUAAAGUUUUUAGAGCUGUAACCCUUUUUAAUAAUAAGCCUGCACCUGUACCUUGUUCAUGCAUCCAACCAAAAGCGACUGAGUGACCCUCAUUUUCAUGGAGUUCCAAGACAGCAAACAGCUGAGCCACUGCCUUCAUGGGGCUAACAGAGUAACACCUGCCGUGCUGCACACUUGUCAGAUUGCCUAGUUGGAGCCUCACAGCCGUCCUGGAAAAGAAAAAUGGCAGGGUUUGGUGUGGCUAAUGUAAAAGCAGCCCCCAAAAUAAUUGACACAAAAGGAGGCUUUAUUUUAGAAGAGGAAGAAGAAGAACAUAAAAUUGGAAACAUUGUUCAUCAACCAGGACCUGUUAUGGAAUUUGAUUAUGUAAUAUGUGAAGAAUGUGGGAAAGAAUUUAUGGAUUCUUAUCUUAUGAAACACUUUGAUUUGGCAACUUGUGAUAACUGCAGAGAUGCUGAUGAGAAACACAAGCUUAUUACCAAAACAGAAGCAAAACAAGAAUACCUCCUGAAGGACUGUGAUUUAGAAAAAAGAGAACCAGCUCUUAAAUUUAUUGUGAAGAAGAAUCCUCAUCAUUCACAAUGGGGUGAUAUGAAACUCUACUUAAAAUUACAGAUUGUGAAGAGGUCCCUUGAAGUUUGGGGUAGUCAGGAAGCACUAGAAGAAGCAAAGGAAGUGAGACAAGAAAACAGAGAAAAAAUGAAACAAAAGAAGUUUGAUAAAAAAGUAAAAGGAGAGGUAGCAGCUCUCUGUGUUGUGAAGCUCUGGGCCGAGAGUACUAGGGGCCGUCACAGUGUCAGCCUGUUUUGUUCUCUGGCUUCACUUUGGCUUUCAGGCUGUGCAGGGUGUCCAUCUGCCUUGGUUCCCAAUGCACCCCCAAGAAUUGCGCCGGGCAGUAAGGAGCAGUGUAUGGAAAAGAGAAUUGACUGCUCAUCAACAUGAGUAUGGACCAGAAGAAAACUUAGAAGAUGACAUGUACCGCAAGACUUGUACUGUGUGUGGCCAUGAACUGACAUAUGAAAAAAUGUGAUUUUUUUAGUUUCACUUGACAUUUUUUAACAGAAAUUUAUAUUUAAAUAAAGGAAAUUAGAUUGGCUUUAUUCAGAAUUCA
Messenger RNA from Marmota monax (woodchuck), 1221 nucleotides. It is a transcript of the gene Xpa, whose product is annotated as XPA, DNA damage recognition and repair factor. The record is from RefSeq and is a predicted model, not a curated record. Gene Ontology annotation, biological process: nucleotide-excision repair, DNA damage recognition; nucleotide-excision repair involved in interstrand cross-link repair; base-excision repair. Gene Ontology annotation, molecular function: damaged DNA binding. The transcript is spliced from 7 exons. Gene Ontology annotation, cellular component: nucleotide-excision repair factor 1 complex. Bases 333 to 1052 code for a protein of 239 amino acids. Lineage: Eukaryota; Metazoa; Chordata; Mammalia; Rodentia; Sciuridae.